This is a messenger RNA of Acanthoscelides obtectus, 1439 nucleotides long. The record is from the annotation of a GenBank genome assembly. NCBI's taxonomy places the organism in Eukaryota, Metazoa, Arthropoda, Insecta, Coleoptera, Chrysomelidae.
CAUAAAGUUUGAAGGCAUUUGUUCGAUUAUACCACUAGUGUUUCCAUUAUUUUAAAAAAUGUUUGGUCCUACAUGCUGAUUUGUAGUGUAAGCCUGGUUUAUAAUACCUUUGACCUCAAUAAAGAUAUAGUGUGUGAUAUAGUAAAGUCUACCUCACAACAAAUUCAGAAUUAUGUUUAGAAUACAACAGUGGUAUAGGUACUUUUCUAAAGACUCUUGCAUGCUGCACUAGUCUCAAAGCUUUGUGAAUAUGGUUCUUAAAAACAGACUAAGACUAUUAUGAAUUAUUGCUAAAACUUAUCUUCAAUACAAUAUUUUGAAUACCUGGGAUUGAAUACUAUAAUUUGUUGUACAAGUUUUAUAGAGGAACACUGGAAAAUUCUUAAAUGUUUCACUUGCAUUUGAAAUAUUUGAAAAGCAUCAUCAAAAGUAAGACAUAUCACUUUUGCAGUGUAUUAUUGCAAAAUAUAUUGUAUUAUUUGAUCUCAUGAUGGAACAGUUUCACCAAGUAAAAGAUCCUACAAUCUACAAUAUUACAUAUAGUUCGAUCAAACAGAUUUUUCUGUAGUACGUUUUUUCAUUACUGUUAAAACUUAUUCAUAUGCCCAUUUGCUGGUGAUAUUUAUUUAUACAGUUUAUAUUAUUUCAAUGGUAUAGGGUGCUGUUCCCAAAGGUAAUGCAACCAAAGAGAUGAUUAUGCAGAUGGGGUUCCAGGAAGGUCAAGUGAUAUUUAAAUGCCCCAAAUGCUGCAGUAUCAAACCUGAUAGGGCCCAUCACUGUUCUGUAUGUCAGAGAUGCAUAAGGAAAAUGGACCACCAUUGUCCUUGGGUCAACAACUGUGUUGGAGAGCAUAAUCAGAAGUAUUUUGUACUAUUUACUUUUUACAUUGCCACCAUAUCUAUACAUUCCCUCUUCCUGGCAGUAAACCAAUUCCUGAUGUGUAUCCGUCACGAAUGGAAAGAAUGUACCACCUACUCUCCACCAGCAACUGUAGUUUUACUUUUGUUCCUUAUGUUUGAAGCUUUACUCUUCGCCAUCUUCACGGCUGUUAUGUUGGGCACACAGGUGCAAGCAAUUUGGAAUGAUGAAACAGGAAUCGAGCAGCUAAAAAAAGAAGAAGCAAGGUGGGUGAAAAAGUCCAGGUGGAAAAGCAUCCAGGCUGUAUUUGGAAGGUUUUCCUUGAUGUGGUUUUCUCCGUUCGCCAAGCCUGUCCCUAAGUUUAAAAAUGAAAAUGACUUACUCUAUUCUGUUUAGACUAGUUAAUAAGUAAUUAUUUAUUUGUGAUCAAACUUUUUUAAUGGUUUAUCAAUGAUUUUAUUCAUCACAUAGCUUUCAAACUGUCGACCUUAUUGGAUUUGGGUCCACUUGUGUGCAUAUCUGGUAAUUAUUUAUUCUCACACGAGGUGGUCUUUUUGUUAAUAAAUAUUUGUAAAAACUUA